GCGGGAAUCGCCCGCCAUUGCGAUCUGAUAAGCGAUCUGCGGUUCGACGUGAUUUAUUUACUGGCCAUGCUAUCGGUUAUGCUAAAUCUAAGGUCUAUAUUGCUUUUUCUGACAUUUCUGUGCCUUUCUGGAGGUAUGCCGCUGUGGUGUUCUACUUCUUCGAAAUACAUAUCUAGACCAUCUUCAUUGCUCCAUGCAAAUCUAUUAUCCGGGUGGAGUCGCAGUCUUUUUCACCAUCGGAAUGCAGCUUCGGGUGAUGCGCCCGAGAAUCGACGCUUAUAUACCCUAUGCCCACGUUGGAUGCAUGGAUCUGUUCCAUACUGUUCUUUGAUAAGAAUGCUCAUUUGCAUGUUAAAGGCUAAUUCGAAGCACCCUAGUUCUCACUGCAGGCAAACCAAAGACUGCUUUCGCUGAAUGAAUGGCAUUAACUCGUUCUGUAUACAUAAACUCUUGCGUCUCAUAACCUAGGGUGCAGGGAAUCCAAUAACGUGUUCAAUUACGAAUAAUAAAGCUCAA
Messenger RNA from Aspergillus wentii DTO 134E9, 516 nucleotides. RefSeq lists its product as uncharacterized. The record is from RefSeq and is a predicted model, not a curated record. The transcript has a single exon. Lineage: Eukaryota; Fungi; Ascomycota; Eurotiomycetes; Eurotiales; Aspergillaceae. The coding region runs from base 67 to 414 and encodes 115 amino acids.